Molecule: messenger RNA, 1209 nt
Organism: Dendronephthya gigantea
Lineage: Eukaryota; Metazoa; Cnidaria; Anthozoa; Malacalcyonacea; Nephtheidae
Product: techylectin-5B-like
Exons: 6
Coding region: 104-1153 (349 amino acids)
Source: RefSeq, a predicted model, not a curated record
ACGCAAACCAGCUGUUUGAAAUAAAGUCCUGAAAUAAUUCCAAUAUAUCUUGAUCACAGUUGUGGAAAAAAUUUUUCUCAUUCCAACGGAAAGUUGAAGAAACAUGCAAUUUAAACCUUUCUUAUCCCUAUAUGUCCCAUGUAUAUCACUUGUAGUCGUAAAUGCCUUAUCAAAUGAUACAAGUGCAAAUAUUUGCUACAAUUCUAGUCUUGAAGGAUUCAGACUGAAUGUAACAGUUGUUAAAACAAAUGUCGUUUCUGAAUGGAUAGAUUGCGUAAUGGAGUGUGCAACUGAGAUAUGUUGUAGAUCUAUCAACUUCAAGAGGAUAUUAACUUCAAAAAAUGAUUCAAAUUGUGAAAUGUUACACAACGUGGUUUACAAUACAUCUGAGAGAUUACUGGAGAAGAAUUCUUCCUAUGAUUAUGUUUAUCUUGUUAAACCACAAAAGGGUUACAAGAAAACCUGUUUGAAAAACACGUCGGAUGAAAAUGAAAGAGGUCUCCACUGCGCUGAUUUGUAUGAAAACGGAAAUAACCAAAGUGGAAUUCAUGAAAUUAAUCCUGAUGGAAACGGAAGUUUCAAAGUGUUUUGUGAUAUGAAAACAUCAGGUGGAGGAUGGACUGUAUUUCAACGUCGUCUUGAUGGAAGUGUUGACUUCUACCGAGGAUGGCAAGAUUACAAACACGGUUUUGGUAACUUGAGCGGAGAAUAUUGGCUUGGUCUUGACAAAAUAUACAUGAUGACAAAUACUUCACAAAAUGAACUUCGUAUCGACAUGGAAGAUUUCUCUGGAGAUACCAGAUACGCUCAUUAUGAUUCAUUUAAAGUCAGCAGCAAAAAUAAGAAGUACAAGUUAAAUGUUGGAGGUUAUAAAGGUACAGCGGGAAACUCGUUGAGCAAACAUGACGGAAUGGCUUUCACCACCAAUGAUUCUGACAAUGAUAUUUGGGAUGGUGGUAACUGUGCGGUGAAAUUCAAAGGUGCCUGGUGGUAUUAUGAUGGUCAUGAAUCCAAUUUAAAUGGCUUGUAUCCUAAUGGCACAUACAAAUCGGACGCUAAGGGAGUCAUCUGGGACACUUGGAAAGGAUUUCAUUAUUCUCUGAAAUCAACAUCGAUGAAGAUACGACCACGUGAAUUUGGAAAGAAAAAAUAGAGUUGUUGAACAAUAAAGAACUAAAAAGAAAUAAGGUUUACUUGAUAAAAAGUGUA